Mus caroli (Ryukyu mouse) is the source of this 1950-nucleotide messenger RNA. It is a transcript of the gene Tinagl1, whose product is annotated as tubulointerstitial nephritis antigen like 1. Gene Ontology annotation, biological process: proteolysis. Gene Ontology annotation, molecular function: cysteine-type peptidase activity. The record is from RefSeq and is a predicted model, not a curated record. Lineage: Eukaryota; Metazoa; Chordata; Mammalia; Rodentia; Muridae.
UUGACUCGGUCUGGCAGUCUCGAGCUUGGAGGCGGAGGCGCGCAGGGCAGCCUGGGUCCAGCCCACACCCCUCACCAGGAGGCACCAUGUGGGGAUGUUGUUGGCUGGGGCUGCUCUUGCUGCUGCUGGCUGGCCAGGCUGCCCUGGAGGCCCGGCGGAGUCGUUGGCGCAGGGAGCUGGCGCCAGGGCUGCACCUGCGGGGCAUCCGGGACGCCGGUGGCAGAUACUGCCAAGAGCAGGACAUGUGCUGUCGCGGCCGUGCUGAUGAGUGUGCCCUGCCCUACCUGGGAGCCACCUGUUACUGUGACCUCUUCUGCAACCGCACCGUCUCUGACUGCUGCCCUGACUUCUGGGACUUCUGCCUCGGGAUUCCACCCCCCUUCCCUCCCGUCCAAGGGUGCAUGCAUGGGGGCCGGAUCUACCCAGUCUUUGGAACCUAUUGGGACAACUGCAAUCGAUGCACCUGCCAUGAGGGAGGGCACUGGGAGUGCGACCAGGAGCCGUGUCUAGUGGACCCAGACAUGAUUAAAGCCAUCAACCGGGGCAACUACGGGUGGCAGGCUGGGAACCACAGUGCCUUCUGGGGCAUGACCCUGGAUGAGGGCAUUCGCUACCGCCUGGGCACAAUCCGCCCAUCCUCCACUGUCAUGAAUAUGAAUGAGAUUUAUACGGUGCUGGGCCAAGGGGAAGUACUACCCACUGCCUUUGAAGCUUCAGAGAAGUGGCCCAACCUGAUCCACGAGCCAUUGGACCAGGGCAAUUGUGCAGGUUCCUGGGCUUUCUCCACAGCAGCUGUCGCAUCUGAUCGCGUCUCUAUCCAUUCUUUGGGACACAUGACACCCAUCCUAUCACCGCAGAACCUGCUGUCCUGUGAUACCCACCACCAGCAGGGCUGCCGAGGUGGGCGUCUUGAUGGCGCUUGGUGGUUCCUGCGGCGCCGCGGGGUGGUGUCUGACAACUGUUACCCAUUCUCCGGCCGUGAGCAGAACGAGGCCAGCCCCACUCCUCGUUGUAUGAUGCACAGCCGCGCCAUGGGGCGGGGCAAGCGCCAAGCCACUUCCCGCUGCCCCAAUGGUCAGGUUGAUUCCAACGACAUCUACCAGGUCACGCCUGCCUACCGCCUGGGCUCUGAUGAGAAGGAGAUCAUGAAGGAGCUAAUGGAAAACGGCCCUGUUCAAGCACUCAUGGAAGUACACGAGGACUUCUUCUUGUACCAGCGUGGCAUCUACAGCCACACACCUGUAAGCCAGGGGAGGCCGGAGCAGUACCGCAGACAUGGGACUCACUCAGUCAAGAUCACUGGGUGGGGAGAAGAGAUGCUGCCAGACGGAAGGACCAUCAAGUACUGGACUGCUGCCAACUCGUGGGGCCCAUGGUGGGGUGAGAGGGGCCACUUCCGGAUCGUGCGUGGCACCAACGAGUGCGACAUCGAGACCUUCGUGCUGGGCGUCUGGGGUCGCGUGGGAAUGGAGGACAUGGGGCACCACUGAGUCUCAGCCACUAGGCUGGGUGGGAUCCACAGCCACAGAAGAGGCCUUGGAAGCCAUGCCCCAUGAAGUCUUGGGUGCACUCCGGGACCAGGUGCUAAUCCCUACAGACUCAGAUCCGCGCGUGCGCGCUAAGGCAGAAUCCCACCUAGGAGCCAAAGAUGCACCAGGCUGGCGGAAGCCCCCAGAUAUCACAGCCGGAACUGGGAAGGGCCCGGUUUGGAAACUGCAGGGAGUAUAGACAGAUCCCAGGCCCCUGGUCCCAGCCCAAGACCACGGGAGCUAAGACAACCCAACCUCAUUACCCUCCUACCCACCCUCUUUCUCAUCUUCUUCUUUUUGAUGGAUUCUGCCCAUCUCCCUAGCCUCCAUUUUGGUCGUACCUUUCCAUCCUCAGUACUGCUUUCAUAUUCUUUAAAGAUAUUUAUUUUUCUUUUCAUUAAAAUAAAACCAAAGUAUUGAU